This is a messenger RNA of Psilocybe cubensis, 495 nucleotides long. RefSeq lists its product as uncharacterized. The transcript is spliced from 3 exons. Lineage: Eukaryota; Fungi; Basidiomycota; Agaricomycetes; Agaricales; Agrocybaceae. Bases 1 to 495 code for a protein of 164 amino acids. The record is from RefSeq and is a predicted model, not a curated record.
AUGUCUUUCGUCGAGGUUCAGAAGUAUGGUAUCAUCAAAGCCAAGGUCAAGGAGUUCACUGAUUCAUUGUAUUCACUGUACGCGUGUGACGGAAAACAUCCUUUUUUACUUAUGUCGCAAUCCUGGGUGUCGAAGAAUGUUGUAGCACAACAAAGAAUCAUAUAUAUAGUCGAAGAAACCCUCAUGGAGACAUGGAAACCACGAGGCACCCACGGAGGGGGAUUUACUCAUGAAGACAUAAGGGAUCUUGAAUCCAUGAUACCUCCCAACUUGAUGAACACCAUUAUUUAUCACCACCAAGAGAUAUCGCCUGCAGCCACUCCCAGUCCUCCUUCAUCUCCAUCGACAGUACCAGCUGGGCGAGCAUCUGUUCAGCAGCGAAGAGACUCUCCCGGUUACGAAGAACCAAUGAUAAUGUUAGGCGAUAUGGACAUGGGAAAUUCCAGUGGCUCAGAAAAUGGAGGGCAUAGUCCACGCCGCUCUUCUCAAAGGUAA